AUGAGGGAAAAAAAAUGGAGGUUUUGGAAGAGGUUGGCCUGUUUCCACUUCUCUCGCCCAAGAGCUGGGAAGAGUGAGAAAGCUCAGGAUGAGAAAGUGGAGCAAAGCGAGAAGCUGGAGCAGGCUGGAUCUUCUAGGUGCUCUGAUGGUCAGAUUUCUCUGCAGAACAUCACAUGUGAUGUUCAUCAGGAAGCUCCGAGCUCUAAAGUCCUCCCCUCUUCUGAAGAGCAGCAGAGGAAGGAGCAUCUUCAGGAGGAGUGUGUCGAAGAUAAUCUGUCCGAAGGAGAGAUUAAGUCCCCGUUGACAGAACAACAGGACAGUGAAGUGGCCAUGAGCAGUGAGACUAAACUGGGUGAAGGAGGAUUCGGUGCUGUUUUCAAGGGAGUGCGAUGCAAGGAUGGCUUUCCGGUGGCACUGAAAUUUGUCAAAAAAAACGAAAACAUGAAAUAUAUCAACAUUCCUGAUCACGCCGAACCCGUUCCCCUGGAAAUCGGCCUGACCGUCCUUGCCAAUAAGGGUCCCAGCUCACCCCACAUCGUUGAGCUGCUGGACUGGCAGGAGUUUCCAGACCAUUAUGUUAUGGUCUUGCAGUGCCCCUCGCCCUGUGAGAACCUGUUUGAUUAUUUGGAGCGCUGUGGAGGCAUCUUAGAUGAAAACCUUGCACGGCACGUGAUGCAGCAGGUCGUCGAGGCUGCUGACAAAUGCUGCAGCCGCGGAGUUCUUCAUAGAGACAUCAAACUGGAGAACUUGUUAGUUAACACAGACAACCUGGACGUGACUCUGAUUGAUUUUGGCUGCGGGGACCUGCUGCAUGAAAUGCCGUACAGCACCUUUAGUGGUACAGAGGAAUACUGCCCCCCUGAAUAUUCAGAGACGGGCAAGUACCACGGACGGCCAGCAACAGUGUUUUCACUGGGGGUGGUUUUGUACACUUUGGUCUGCGGCUAUUAUCCAGACCACACCGAUCUGGACAAGAGCAAGAACUGGCUGUGGUAUCUGCCCAGCUUGUCAAAAGAAUGCAGCCAUUUGAUCAACGCCUGCCUGCAUCCCAACCCCGAGGAGAGAAUGCCUCUUGACAGACUCCUUCUCCACGACUGGUUUAACGUCAUCCCAAAAGUCGUAGAGACAAGAGCACCCUGCUACGGCCACACAGGAAGUGCCCUGCAGUCAGCGUAG
This is a messenger RNA of Puntigrus tetrazona (Sumatra barb), 1176 nucleotides long. RefSeq names its product serine/threonine-protein kinase pim-2-like. Lineage: Eukaryota; Metazoa; Chordata; Actinopteri; Cypriniformes; Cyprinidae. Gene Ontology annotation, biological process: negative regulation of apoptotic process; protein autophosphorylation; regulation of mitotic cell cycle. The record is from RefSeq and is a predicted model, not a curated record. Gene Ontology annotation, molecular function: protein serine/threonine kinase activity; ATP binding. Gene Ontology annotation, cellular component: cytoplasm. The transcript is spliced from 8 exons. The coding region runs from base 1 to 1176 and encodes 391 amino acids.